Sphenostylis stenocarpa is the source of this 771-nucleotide messenger RNA. NCBI's taxonomy places the organism in Eukaryota, Viridiplantae, Streptophyta, Magnoliopsida, Fabales, Fabaceae. The record is from the annotation of a GenBank genome assembly.
AUGGCUUCACACAAACAGUUACCAAGAACUGCUCAAAUUCGCCUUGUGAGUUCCCACCAGGAGGUUUAUGAACCAUGUGAUGAUUCUUUUGCACUGGUUGAUGCUCUUCUAGCUGAUCGCAAUAACCUGCAGGAACAUCAUCCAUCAUUGUGCAUGGAGAUAGGCUGUGGUAGUGGAUAUGUCAUUACUUCCCUUGCUCUUAUUCUGGGGCAGGAAGCUUCUGGUGUCAAUUAUAUCGCCACUGAUAUCAACCCACAUGCAGUGGAGGUGACCCGUGAGACCAUGGAAGCACAUGGUGUUGGUGCUGAGUUGAUAGUAACAGAUAUUGCAGCGGGACUAGAGCAGCGUCUGGCAGGGUUGGUUGAUGUGAUGGUUGUGAACCCUCCUUAUGUGCCUACCCCUGAAGAUGAAGUAGGUGUGGAAGGUAUUACCUCCUCUUGGGCUGGGGGGGAGAAUGGCCGGAGUGUAAUCGAUAAAAUUUUGCCCGUGGCAGACCGUCUUUUGUCAGAAAAGGGAUGGCUAUACUUGGUCACCCUCACAGCAAACAAUCCUUCUGAGAUAUGCCAACAAAUGAGAAAGAAAGGAUAUGCUUCUAAGAUUGUUGUCCAAAGAUCCACAGAGGAAGAAAGUCUCCAUAUUAUCAAGUUCUGGCGGGAUGUUGAUACUGUAGGGGAUGAACCAGACCAAUCUGUUUCUGGGUUCAUAGGUUCCUUGCUUACACAAAUUCGUCUACUUUCAUAUUGGAGAGGCACCAAUAGUGACAAGUGUUGA